CACUUAUACUGUCAUUUUGAUUCAAUUGUCGUCUGUGAAGAAUUAUUGAUUCAUUUACCAAAAUAUUUAAUAACAUUGGCAUUAUUAAAAAAUUACGUAGAUUAACUGUUAUUGCGUUGCCUUAUUGGUGUUUAUAGUUAGAGUUUAACAAUAAUGAAUUUGGAGACCAAUAGAUUGAACACCUUCACGAAUUGGCCUGCUUCGGCUCCCGUGGAUCCAAUAAGAAUAGCGAAGGCUGGUUUUUUCUACACAGGCCAAGGAACAGAGGUGGAGUGUUUCAGCUGUGGGCGUAAAAUAUCGGAGUGGAACUACGGUGAUCAGGUCAUGUGGCGACACAGAACGUUGGAUCCAAAUUGUGCGUUUGUCGUUAGUCCGACGCAGUCUGGUAACGUUCCACUAGUGUUGGGUGGAGAGUGCACCGCGCCGUCUGGACAGAGGCGUACUACGGAAGUGCAACAAGACUUCGACACUCAGGAUUAUGGUCUGAACGGAGAGGAUGAUAUGUAUAAGAGUGAUGCGCUCCGGUUGUUGUCGUUCGUCAAUUGGGAUGAUAACUCAGUGUCUCGGCAAGAGCUGGUAAACGCAGGAUUCUAUCAUGCCGGUGGGGGUAGACUCCGCUGCGCCUGGUGCGGUGGAGAGUUAGCUCCAUUCAGAAGUUUAGGAUCUCUUGGUCCACCUCUAGAAGUACAUAGAAUGUACUUUCCCCGUUGUACGCACGCAGCAUUUUUGGAAUUGGAACGUAGAAAUAAUGAGCUAGCCUCCCCUAUGUCAUCGCCUUCAUACACGCCACCCUUGCAAUCGCCUCCAACUACCACAACCAGUAAACCUAAGUCUUCUGGUGCUGAACACAACGCCCGAGUGGUAGAAGCCGGUGGGGACUGGCGUUCGCUGGGAGUGGUGGGGGGUGGCGCAAGGCACCCCACUAGGGCCGCUCUAGCUGCGCGACUGGCGACCUUCGAGCGCUGGCCCGCAGACCGCGCGCAGGCACCUCGGACCUUAGCUGAUGCUGGCUUCUUUUAUACGGGUAUUGAUGAUCAGGUGCGCUGUUUCUAUUGCGACGGCGGGCUGGGCAAGUGGGAGGCGGGCGACGCACCGUGGUCGGAGCACGCGCACUGGUUCCCGCACUGCGGGUACGUGCUGCUCGUCAAGGGGCAGGAGUUCGUCGACUCGUGCCAAAACCGCACCUCCGUACAGCGCACGUUCUCAGCCGACAGAGGGCUCACUUCAAGAACUCGAAAUCCAGGCGUGAAUUAUACCACAACUGAAAGUCAGGUGGACGAAUGUAUGGAAAGUAAUACUGCGCUGGCUGCGCUAGGCGCCGGGCUGGACGCCGCCAGAGUGCGCAGGGCUAUUGUUAGAAGGUUGCGAGCUACUGGUGUCCCGUUCAGUUCGUCGGAGGCUCUGAUCGACGCGGUGCUGGACGAGCAGCUCAACGAAGAGGCGUGGUCGGUGUCGCCGCACAGCCAGCGCCUGGCGCGGGACAUCCUCGCUGAGACCUUGCGGGACUUCGCGCCGCGCUCCGGGACAAUCCCCGCAAACUCAGACAGGGAGAGACCAGAGAGCCAAUCCUCUCAAACUGACAGUCCAACGCCUUCGCCAGUGCCGACCAACGUCCCGCAAACUACCAACGGCCCGUUGGACACCUCCAGCCAACCUGCCAGUCGAGCCAACCAUGCCAACCAUGCCAGCCCUGAACCUCAGUCGAGUCCUGUGAAAACUGUGAAUACCAAGGUUACAUUGGAAGAAGAAAACAGACAGUUGAAGGAAGCGAGAUUGUGCAAAGUGUGUAUGGAUAAUGAGGUGAGCGUGGUAUUCUUACCCUGCGGACACCUGGUGUCGUGCGCGGGUUGCGGCGCGGCGCUGGGCGCGUGUCCACUGUGCCGCGCGCCCGUCAAGGCGCUCGUGCGCGCCUACCUCGCCUGACCGGCCCUCCCCGCUGUGAGACAGAGUUGCAAGAUUUGGAGGAAGGAAUUGAAUAAUCGUAGCCUAUUCGUAACAUGUCCAGUGAUGUGUAGUUAAUUCAUAUAUUGUUAGCUAAUUAAUAUACAAUAAUGAUCUGAUUUACUGAUACGGCAAUCAAUGCAAUAAUAACAGCAAUACUUUUAUGUCGAUUUAGAUAUACAUACAUGUAUUGAUCAAUUUUACCAAAUUAGGAAAAUCAUGUCCAAAUACGACUAAAUGAAUUGAUGCUAUACAUUCCUGUAGCUAUAUUUAAAGACACUGCUGUGUAAUUUACGCUAACGACCCAAGAGCCCUCACACGCUAGCGGGGAAAAUAUAUACUCAAAGGCAUAAUUAUCCGUCCACUUUAAUAUGCUCGCGUCAUAUUAAAGGGGGCGGAUAAUUAUGCCUCUGAGUGUAUAUUGGCAAAUGGCAACGCUGGGCGAAUUCGUUGAUCGAUCAUUGACAGGCAAGCGAGUUGUCGCCAAUACCUCUCUUAUGAAUAUAAGAUAAAUAGUAGAUGGUAACUAUAGUCUGGCUAGUUCGUUAACGAAACUCCCAUGAUAUGCGGGCGACGGGGGAAAGACUGCGCGGGUGUGAAAUACUGCGCGUGGGUAUAAACUCGUGCGCGCGGGGCAUAGCUACCCCCCUCCCGGCCUGCGCGGACCAUCGGCUGUGUUACGAACGAAUUUGCCAAGCUAUAGCCACGGCCGCACCCUACCACUAGAUUAAACCAAUUUAAACAAUUUUAAACACAUAAUUGACUCGUGCAAAUACACAAAUAAUUAUUAAUCUUAUUAACUAUUUUGAUAAUAAUUAGAAGCAUUUUAAUUGUUAACAUGUUAACUAUUUGUAUUAGGUACAAGAAUUAUCUUUUAGAUAAUAUAUAAAUCAUUGCUAUGCUUUGCGAUGAGCUUUGUUUUCUUUUUUUUUUUUAAUGAGUGCAAAACAUCGCAUUCUUACUUAAAUUUUGUUUUUUUUAAAUAAUAAGCUAAAUGUUAAUAUUUUUUUAAUCGCUUAAACUUAAUUGUGAUGAGUGCAUUAGUUAAUGAAAUUAUAAAAAAAAAUUGUUGAAAAAAGAACGCGAAUCAAAAACACAUAUAACUAUAAAAUUUAUUAAUAAAAAUUAAUGUUUGAAAUAAAGCGAAAUAAUCCAAACAGUAUCUAUAUUUUAUUUUAAGGUUUGUAAACUAUAUUUAUGUUAAGUUAAUACUCUGUCAGAUUAGGUAUUUGGAUGUAUUUAAUAUUUUUUUAACAUACAUAGUGUUAAGAGUGUGCAAUAUGUAAUUUGGUGGUUACAAAUGGUUCUGUAUCUCAGAUUCUGAAAAAGUUAGGAGCCUGAUAUUUGGGCAAAUGAUAUUUCAAAGUGUUAGCUUCGUUAUGACUAAACAAAAUACACAAUUUGUAAAACUUUUCUCGAUAGUUUUUUUGAAAAAUACAUGUUUUGCUUACAUUUUGCUUUCAAUCUCAGGAAAAGCAAACUUAUUUUCUUAAAUUUUUGUUUUGUAUAGAAAAUUAGGUAUAUAUCUUGAACAUGGCCAUUUUGUUUUUCGUUGUUGUUUAAUUUACUUGUAAUUAGGUAAAAAUGGUUUUGGCGCUCACGUCAUAAAAUUUGCGUCGCGCGUCAAUCGCUCCGUGCUUUUCACUCACGUGAAAGUCAUAAUUCGGCGUCUCGUUUGCGCUUCGAAUUUUAUCCAUAUCGUACCGACGCGCUGCGCGCUCUUAAAAAUUCCAUCGAUCUUGUAUACUCGGAUACAAUCUUUAUGAGAUCUCGCAAAUCAGCUGCGGUAGUCGCUAGGCGCAGGUUGUUGCCUCCUACUAGGGUUUUUAAUGUUUUUAUUUUUUUUUUAAUAUCCUCCUACGUUACCGCUGACACCUAAAAUCUUUCAAUGUGUAGCUUAACGCCCGAUGCUCCGAAACGUCAUAUGGGCUAUCCAACACUGAAAGAACUUUUCAAAUCGGACCAGUAGUUCCUGAGAUUAGCGCGUUCAAACAAACAAACUCUUCAGCUUUAUAAUAUUAGUAUAGAUUUAAACAACGAUCUAAUCCGACAGUGUAUUAAUGUUUAUUUAUUUAUAAAGUAGUUUGUAUUAAUAGAUUAUGAAUCUCUGAAACUCGGGAACCACUCUUAGUUCGCAGUAUGGAUCGUGCCGUGUUGCAAGAACCAGCUUAUGACUAAGGGUCCCGUAUGGGUUCAAAACUAGUCGGCAUACUCCGACCUAAUAUCACGUGAGUUUUAGCCGUGUUUCAUAAUCUAUUAAUAUGAAUAACACUCAGGAUAGUUUAAAUUCUAAAAAAAGUAGUUUGUAAUUUAUUUUUAAUAAAAAAAAAGUGAAAGUUUAGUUCAAAGUUAGGAGAAAAAUGUUAUUAGAUUUAGAUUGAAUUAAAAAAAUAUUAAAAUUAAAAUAAAUAAUAUUAUUUAAUGAAAUUAGAUACAUUACUCGUAUAAUACAGAUGAUCUGGGUUAUUCGAUGUCUUUCUAAGUUUAUAUUGAUGAAUUAAUCAAUCGAUCUUAGAAUGUUUUACAUUGCAAUUUCAUUGUGAUAGAAAAAUAUAUUUUGCACCAUAAUUAUGGAAAACCAUUAAAUGUCAUAAGAGUUCGGUGGUUGUUCAUUUACUGAAAGCAACCCAGUUACCGAAUAGCAAACAGAGUGCUGGGGAGUAUUUUACAUAACUUCAAGGUGUUGACGAGUUGAGAGAAUUUUAAAGGAGUCACAUUUGUGUGUAUAUUUAUUAUUGUGUGUUUGUUUGUGUUACAUUUUAUCGAUAAAUAUUUUUUUUUUCGUUUUUGCGAUCGUCUAAAAUGAUUAUUUCGACGAGUUGACUUUAUAUAACGCUGUUUCAUUGAAAUUUUUUUGGAAGUCACUGACUUAGUACAAAUAAUUCAGUUACUAAGAUAAUUUAAUUUGCAAUAGGAUAUAGUAUAGCCAGCAUUUUAGAUAUAAUAUUGGCAUUACAUAUUUGUUAGAAUACAUUGCCACACUUAAACGCUUGGAGUUCUCUAGAUCUAUACUAAAGUCCUAAAUCCUAAUCGAUGUGUUCUGUUUACCAACAAACAAAUAGGGAUGAUGACAGUUUUUUUUAAAUUGUAUAUAAAUUAAGAGUAUGCUAAUAGUAAAGCAAUUUUGUAAAAGUAACAGGGUAUCUGCGAUCAUUACUUUCGGAGCUACAGGGAUUUAAAGGGUCAGAUUUGCGGCGAUGCCGCGGAUCCCUGUAAAACGCCCCAUACAAAAUGGUACGAAUUAAUGACGUAGGUACAUAAUGAUCGAUAGAUUUGUAUGGGCGUUCAAACAAAAUUACUAAUAUAUUUGUUAUUUGUGCGUUUAUGUUUAUAGUUCAUUUAUUAAUAAAUGUCAUAUUUAAUGUAAGGAAGCUAAAACUGUAUGAAUUAUAAUCUAAUUAAGAUUAAAGAUUUUGAUAGAUUUUGAAAUUUUAUAAUCUUAUUUUGUAAAUAUCCAGUCAAUCUUUGCUUUUUAUGUAUAAAUUAGUUAACAUUGACCUUAUUUACCCGAAUGUAUCAUAAAAAUCAAUAUAUUCAGACCUAGUCAUCAUCCCCAUUAAUAGAACUGAAGGUAGUAAAUGCAAGUAAUUUCAUAACUUAUUUAUUUUAAAUUAUGUAUUAUUAUCAUUUGUCUGUAAAAUGUUAUUUAAAAUACCUAUAUUAAGCCUGUUUUUAUUAGGUCAAAGAAAAUCAAAAUCAAAAAUCAUUUAUUUCAAGUAGGCUCAGUUUAAAAGCACUCGUCAGUUGACUAUUUGUAAAGAUUCUACCACCGGUUCGGAAGGCAGGUUCUGCUGAGAAGAUACCGGCAAGAAACUCAACAGUAAGUCCUCUUUUGAAAAAGUCAUACAGUAUUAUAAUUUACAAUUGAUAACAAUUACUGUUUACAUUUCUUAGUUUUACUUCCUGUGUGAAGGUGGAAACUGAUCCAACGGCCUCCAAGCAUCUUUGUCAUUAAGGAACUCAUCAAUGUUGUAGUAACCUCGACUAAGUAAAUGUUUUUAACACAUUGCUUAAAGCUAUGCAUUGGCAGGUCCAUCACAGUCUUGGGGAUCUUGUUAUAGAAGAGUACACCCAAACCUACAAAAGAUUUUUUUACUCUUUGGAGACGAUAUGCAGAAAUAACUAACUUAUGCCCGUGUCUAGUAAGACGUGGGUUUAAAAUGACUAGUGAUUUAUACCCUCAUUUUUAAUUUGUUUGUUGGUAAACAGUACACAUCGAAAGCAGUGGCGUGCACUUCAUAGAUGCAUAAACACAAUGCAUACCCUGAGAAUUCAUUAGGUACCUGUAUUGGAGGAGGAAUCUUCUAUUUUGUACAAUUUGUACCUAUAGUGCAUACCCUAGUUAAAAACCUUGUGUUUUACCCGCGAGGUUCCCGUUUCAGUAGGAAUACGGGAAUAAUAUUUAGCCUAUAGCCUUCCUCGAGAAAUGAGCUAUUUAACACAAAAAGAAUUUUUCAAAUCGGACCAGUAGUUCCUGAGAUUAGCACGUUCAAUCAAUCAAUCAAUCAAACAAACAAACAAACAAACAAACUCUUCAGCUUUAUAAUAUUAGUAUAGAUUAUCUGUCUGAGUGGUUGCUUAGCAACGGUUUUUGUUAAACUGGUUUUGAUGUCACGUCACCCCUUAAAAUAAUUUAACAUGUAUCUUUUAGUUAGUUUACACACACAAACGCGUUUCUGCUGUCACAUUAUCACAUACAAAGCUAACGGUCUUCAGAAAAUGGAACGUCAAAACAAUCAUUUUAUAUUCAUCUACAGUUUUAAAUAUUACGUCAUGAAGUGCUUGUAUUAGUAUAUUUCAUUAUACAUAUACAUAUUAAUAGGUAUGUCUAUGUACUAGCUGUUAUUGUAUGAGAUAUGAUAGUAAUUAAUUAGAACAUUGUAAAGUUACUAUAUUUUAUGCAUAGUGAAUAAAUGCCUCUUAUGUGAUUUGUAGAACAGUAAUUUUAGCUUAGUAUCUUUAUGGUAAUAUAUACCAGAUCAAAUAAAAUAUACCAAUUAUUAACUGA
This is a messenger RNA of Bicyclus anynana (squinting bush brown), 6949 nucleotides long. RefSeq names its product death-associated inhibitor of apoptosis 2 (gene Diap2). Gene Ontology annotation, molecular function: ubiquitin protein ligase activity; cysteine-type endopeptidase inhibitor activity involved in apoptotic process. Bases 154 to 1923 code for a protein of 589 amino acids. Gene Ontology annotation, cellular component: cytoplasm; nucleus. Gene Ontology annotation, biological process: positive regulation of protein ubiquitination; regulation of cell cycle; negative regulation of apoptotic process. The record is from RefSeq and is a predicted model, not a curated record. The transcript has 11 exons. Lineage: Eukaryota; Metazoa; Arthropoda; Insecta; Lepidoptera; Nymphalidae.